Molecule: messenger RNA, 1101 nt
Organism: Dalotia coriaria
Lineage: Eukaryota; Metazoa; Arthropoda; Insecta; Coleoptera; Staphylinidae
Product: enhancer of split mgamma protein-like
Exons: 1
Coding region: 165-761 (198 amino acids)
Biological process (GO): regulation of transcription by RNA polymerase II; regulation of neurogenesis; anterior/posterior pattern specification
Cellular component (GO): nucleus
Molecular function (GO): protein dimerization activity; RNA polymerase II cis-regulatory region sequence-specific DNA binding; DNA-binding transcription factor activity, RNA polymerase II-specific
Source: RefSeq, a predicted model, not a curated record
GGAGCGGUUCAUCCACAUCAUUCACUCGCUUGCCGGCGCAGUCGACACAAGCAUCUCUUCCGUGAGCGCAGCAAGCACGUAGCGCAGCAUAGCAUCACACGCAAGUGUCAGUUAUCAGUUAUCGUUCGCGACUUGACAGUGCAUAACAAUCAGUGAUAAAGACAAUGGCGCCCACCACAUACAUGGUCUCUUCCUCGGAGUACACCGAAGAACCUAUCUCUCGCACCUACCAAUACCGCAAAGUGAUGAAACCACUGCUGGAGCGCAAACGGCGCGCCAGGAUUAACCGAUGCCUGGAUGAACUUAAGGAGUUGAUGGUUAGCACGCUUCAAAGUGAGGGCGAGAAUGUCUCAAAAUUAGAAAAGGCUGAUAUUCUUGAACUCACCGUACGUCACCUGCACACCCUCAAAAGACAACACCAGCUCGUCAUCCCCAAUGAACCUACGUACACCGAUCGCUUUCGCGCUGGAUUCACGCAGUGCGCGCAGGAGGUAUCACAGUUUAUCACAUCGCCGGCGGAAAUCAUUGAACCGACGGCCGGUAAGCGCCUCCUGCAGCAUCUCGGUGCCUGUGUGCAGCAGCUCGACCAAGGACCGCAGUCGCCGUCACCUCAACCCAACCAGCAAGCGCCACGCUCGCCGCCAAUGAACGCUCAUCAAGGGCAGCCGUCGCCGGCGCACCACUACGAGCGAAGCUACACGCCGCCCACGUCACCCGCGAACAACACCAACAAUCAGGCGUCCAUGUGGAGGCCGUGGUGAACGCAUUCUCGACCUAGGGGGUUCGCAAAGUGCAAAUACGGACGAGAGUCUUCCAUUGAUUACAUUUAAUUGUUGUUGAGUUUUUGGAAGCGGGGGCAAUCAAAGAAAUUUAACAAUCGACUAUGAACUUUUGUAGCUUUAAUUCUGUGAUAUUUAAUAAGCUUUUUGUUGUAUAUAGUAAACAAUUAUUACUUAUUUUCUUUGAAUAAUUUUAUAAUGUCUUUAUGAGAAAUGACUAUUAUUGUACUUGACUGAACUAUGUAAACACUAGACAAUUAGUUGUCAAGUUAAAACUUCGAAAAUUCGAUCAACACAAGCAAUAAAUUUUGUUUGAAACAUA